GAUUCCCGCGAAGACCACUAAGCUUCAAUUGUUUUUCCUCCUCAAUAAGCACGCGGUUCUGUUUACCUUCCCACAGCAAAAUUAAAAAGCGUAUUUUCACGUCUUACCCUCCAGACCUAAGGGGGCCCGCGGGCGCAGUCCGGGUACUAGGCUUGGUGCAAGGGUCGGGCCGUUCCAGAGAUUGUUUUCCAGGUUGUUGAAAAUUUUGCAUUAUUUUUCUUCCGACCACUUUUUAUCCUCUUGAGCCUGCACAGCCACCACGAAAACCGUUUCGAAGCGCCUUGAAAAUUUAACAAGGGACAAAUCACAGAGGCACCAUUGGAAUCGCCGCGUGGAGACGAUUGGAACGAGCCCUCUUUAGCGCCAUUUGGUGGAGAAAUAAGGCGGGAGCGAAAAAACCCUCGUCUGAGCUUGUGUCGAGGUCUGGAGUUUUGAUUACCUGGAAGCUCGUUCAGUGUUCUUGCAGAUUCAUUUGUGCCGGUUUAGUAGGAAAACCAUCUAUUGCUGCUUCUUCGGUUUUUGUCUUCUUUGGCGCGGCCGGCGGGCUCGAUCCGGCGAUCUGACAGAUUAAUUAUGAUAUUAAAUAUACGUAUAUAAAGGCAACGUAAGGCUUUAUAGCAGUAAGUUGGAGAAAGUCGGCGAUCUGAAUUUGCCCUCCCCGCUCAUUUUUUUAAGCCGCAGAGAGGGCGUAAACUGGUUACGGGCAGGUUUCUCCCACCGCGAGUGCUUUUUCAUCUUCUUGUUCAUCUUCUUGGUCGUCUUGGCCUUCUUCGAGUGCUCAGCGUUUGAAGGGGAUAAUUGUUUUUCUAGAACGCUCUAGGAUUUUUUUAGGAUGGAAUCGUACGGAAACGACAUGUUUCUGUCGCAAGAAGGAUACGCUUCCAUUGAUUUCACUCUGCUUGACCGUCCUUCAACCAGUGUUGCAUCCGCUCCAGAGUCUACGGCUGCACUACUCCCAGAUUCCUCCUUCCCAUCAUUUGAUUUUUUGGACAACUCUGGUGUAGACUCAUUUGGUGGAACACUUCAUGCUGCAGAAGGAACACAAUUUGGUGGUCAAGGAAGGCCAGAGGCUAGCAAGGACAUGGAUUGGAGAAAGGAGAAAGCACACCAUCCAAGCUCUACUAAUAUGUAUAUACAAGGAGUUGGAAAUCAAGAGCCCAGAUUAUCAUCACCUCAAUUCCAAGUGCCUGUUUCUCAGGUUGACUUUUUUUCUGCAAAGCAAUCAUGUUCUGAUAAUAUACAAGCACAAUUAUCUACAUCUGGUAACAGAGUUGGGGAUGAAGUGCAUGAUUUUUUUGAGCAGGAGAAUUUAUCUCAACAACAGUCUCAACUAGAAAGAAGACAAAAUUGGCCUAUUUUGAACAGCAAUGUUUUGUCUGCUGAUAAACGGAACGAAGAGUCCAAUUAUGUACACCAUUCAUCUUAUGACACUGAUAAGGCCAACAGAGCUCGUGAUAAUGCAGCAUUUGAUCGUCCAAGAAACAAUGACAUGGUAUCAACUGGUAUGCUUUCUUUCAUGCCAUUGGAAGCACAACCUAGUGAUGGAAGACACACAUCACGAAUGGCAUUAGGUGCAAGGAGUCCUCAAAAGAGCCCAGUCUUACACAAUAGUGUUAUGGAUACUCAACCAAGGAACCAUCCACUGAAUUUGGACAGUUUGUUGACUGGAUCUUCAGCUGCUCAUAUCAGAGCAAAUCAGGCCACUUCUGCAGGCGAUAGUGGAACUCCAGAGCGGAGUCAGUCAAAUGCAGGUAGCUUGGAUGGCACCGAGACACAACAGGGACACAAUGUUGGUCAAGGCUUGAAUCAUGGCAGGAAUGAUACAGAAGGAGGGGAGAAUAUGGAAUCUCGGGUUAACUAUGAUUUCCUUGGAAGUCAAAUCCAUUUGAAGAGUCAGCCCCAAGCAGGUGUACAAUAUCGUGGGGCAAGGCUUCAGCCUGGGUUGGAUGAAAUGCAAGCAUGGAAACAUCAAUUUACUUAUCAACAGUAUCAAGAAUUACGUAGGCAGCAGCAAACCCAGCAGUUAGAGCAGGAAGCACAGCAGCAGCAAUCACAACAAUUAGUGCAGCAAGCACGGCAACGGUUUCAUUUAGAGCAGCAAGCAAGGCAGCAGCGUGCCCAGCAGCUCGAACAGCAAAUAAGACAAGAACAAGUUCAGCAGUUAAUGCCGCAUGCUCGACAACAGCAAUCUCAGCAAUUAAUGCUGCAUGUUCGACAGCAGCAAUCUCAGCAGUUAGAGCAGCAGGCACGACAACAGCAAGUCCAGCAAUUGGAGCAACAGGCUCGGCAGCAACAAGCGCAACAAUUAGAGCAGCAGGCUCGACAGCAACAAGCCCAGCAAUUAGAGCAACAAGCUCGACAGCUGCAAGCACAGCAACUAGCACAACAAGCUCGGCAGCAGCAAGCCCAGCAAUUAGAGCAGCAGGCUCGACAGCUACAAGCCCAACAGUUAGAACAUCAGGCUCGACAGCUGCAAGCCCAGCAAUUAGAGCAACAAGCUCGACAGCAGCAAGCUCAGCUAUUAGAACAUCAGGCUCGACAGCAACGGGCUCGGUUAUUAGAACAACAGGCUCGACAGCAGCAAGCCUUGGAGCAGCGUGCUCUGCAGCAGCAAGCCCAGCAGUUGGAUCAGCAUACUCGACAGCAGCAAGCCCAACAGUUAGAUCAAAAUGCUCGACAGCAGCAAGCUCAGCAGUUAGAGCAGCAUGCUCGGUGGCAAAAGCAGCUACAGCAGGUUCUUGCUGGUGACAAUCAAAAUAUGGGAAAUCAGUUUGCUCCAUCACUUUAUAGUUCUUCCAUGCAUGACACAUCUGCUUUUGUGCGCUCAAGUAGUUUGAUGUCUCAUAUGGGGAUUGAGAGCCACACUCCAACGAUUGUACCAGGUAAUCUCCAUCGUUUUAAUGUUGGUAAUGUCAACCGAAUGCCAAAUGGCUCACCAUCACUGUCAGGUUUCCCCCCUGAAGUAUUAUUAUCCCAAGAUCCAAACAUAGCAUUUCAGGCUAUGGCUUUGAUGGGUGCGCCCAUGGAUCCAUCUGUUUAUGGUUCUGUGGCUAGCAUGAGGGAUGCAGCUGGUCAGCCGCUAAACUCUUAUCCUAGUCCACAGGGAGCAGUGCAACAACUUGCAGAUGCACCACAUAAUCUGGCUUCAGCUGCUAAUCAUCUGGUAGUAAAACCAGUAGCCCAUACUUCAGGGGUGGUAGCCUCUGUUCCUGGUGAUCAUCGGACAACUUCAUUUGAUCCAACAUUAACCAAGAUUGAUGGGAAACAAGGUACACUUAACAAAUCUUCAUUUGGACAUAUGUUUCCACAGAAUCAGGGAGUGAGUAACUUGCUGCAAGGAACUCCUAUGUCAAGAACUCCCCAACUGCAAGAUUUCAAUUUAAAGCAAAGGAGCUGGAAUGAAGAUCUGGGGCAAAAAGAUAGUUUUCAAGGGGUGUCUUCCCAAGUGUUGGGUGAUUCGGAUGCACCAUCUGAAAGCGGUUUUAAUAAUUUUCAGCCAGGUGGGUGGCCUUCUUUGCCUGCUAAUCAGGUUGCACCUAAUCUCGAUGAUAGGAACCAGAGCAUGAGUGAAGGGCAGUAUGCACUUCAAGGUGCAUAUCAGACAGAAAACACUGAUUUUUUGAACAGUCUGGCAGUUAAUCCACAGGGUGGUUGGAGUGCGCUCAUGCAAUCAGCUGUAGCAGAGUCUCCUUCAGGUGACGGGGAUCAUGAUGAUUGGAGUGGCCUGAAUUUGCAUAAAACUGAGACAACUUCUGGUGAUUCUCUACAUUUUCAUCCUAAUGUGAAAGAACCAAACAUUUGGAAUGAACAAAAUGCUCAAGUGAAUAAUGCUAUGAAUGGAAGAUCUUUUAGUCUUUUCAAUGAUGAUAGUGUCCAGAGUGUUCAAGCUUUGCCACAGAGCAAUUCAGAAGGAAGAGGUCACCUUGGAUCAAAAAUGGAGGGCAUCCAGCAUGGGAAUCAAAUAAAGAUACAAUCAGGACCUUCGUCCAAGUUGGUUCAAGAAACAGCAGGACACACUAGUACCUGGCAAGACCAGAAUCUCUAUCAACAUAUUGAUAAAAGUAGCAACCUACAUCCUUAUUCUAACUUUGAGAGUAGGCAAGGAAACUCCUGGAUCUCUCACAAUAGAGAGCAAGUUCCGUCUGAGGGCAGGUUGUCUUCACACCAUGUUAAUUAUGAUGGAAGCCAGCAGAACAAUUCAUUGCAGAACCAGGGUACCUUUAAAUCUGAAUCUCAUAGAAUGAUGAGCCUCACAUCUAAGGAUCAGAGUGUUUGGAACAAAAAUGAAGCACAGGAGACUGAACAAAAUAAUUUAUUUGUAAAUGCCAACAAAGGGUAUCAAGAAAAUGAAAAUGAGAAUACAGAAAGUGAGCAGCUGGGUAGUUGUACAGAGAAAACUGAGGGCCAAAUGUACCAAAUAAGGCAUGAGGGAAAUAAAGGCACAGGUGCAUCAUUCCAAAGUCAAGAUCCAAAACUAAAUGCGUAUCAGAAUGGGCAGCCUCUGCAGCAAGAAGAGUUAAGCACAGGCAUUUUUUCUAAACAUGUCAUUGAGGAUAAUUUGGAGAAUAGUGCAGGGAGGAGCGGACAAACACUAGAAAACAAGUACCAGUUAGAUAGUUCCAGUAAUGCCAUUUUGGAUUCGUCUGCCAAGAAUAGAGUAAUUGGAAAUACUUCAGGUUAUCGCCAGAGUAAUAGUUCACAAACUUGGAAUUUGUUUCCCAAUAGCUUCACCAGUCCACAGAGAGAAACACAUGAUAGAAGUAAGUCACAUUAUGGUCAGAACGAUUCUCUAUUUGCCAGUCAGGUAACACACAAGGGUGAUGCUAGUCAACAACCUGCAAAUCAUGGAAGUGACAAUGCCAGAAACAGCCCUCAGAAGGAAGAUGAUUUGCAAUCUUUUGGUAAUCAUAGAGGAUAUAGCAGGCUGGGUAAGAUGAGUGUUGGCUUGGAGGAGAAUUCUGCUUAUAAUAUGAUGAGAAUGCUGCCAGGGCAUUUGUCCCAGCAGACAGUAGCAAAUGUUACGACAAAUUAUCAACCUGCAGAAGGUGGGAUACAAGACCUGUCUCUGAGAGGGGCAUCAUACUUGGAUUCAUUUGGACGAAAUACUCCUGAAUUAAUGGACUUUCGGCACCAAAAUGUUGCAAGGGCAUUCCCAUCAAAUAGUAAUGUACAUAUGGGCGAGGAUGCUCUCAUCACAAAGUUACCAAAUGAUUCAAGAGAAAAAGAAGGCGGGGGAUAUCAUAAAGACAUUUCAUUAGGCCAUACAUCUACCAGUUCUUCAUUUGAAAGAACAGCAAACAUGGGGAGUUUAAACAAACAAGCAUCUUUAUCAAGCCAAAACAUGCUUGAACUGUUGACUAAGCCAGAGCAUAUGAAAGAAAAUGAUGCCUUAAAGGGUGCUGUUUUUGUUGAGCAGAAUGCAUCAGUUGAACUGUGUGAAUCAUCUUCUGAUGUUUCACUUGCUAAUUUUGGUCAUAACAAGUUAUCAGGGCCUCCUCAGGGUUUUGACCUCAGAUUGGCUACUUCCCCACAACUAUUGCAAAUUUUGCAUGGUCGAUCACUGCAGUCAAGCACUCCUUCACAAACUGUUGAAGCACUAAAUGAUAAACAGAGCCAUCCAUUGAAGGAAGAUGGUGUUCAAAGGAGUGUAGAUUCUGCAACCCAUCAAGGUUUGUCAUCAAAGUUAAUUGAAGCUUCCAUAACUGAUGGCAAAAGUUUGCAUUUAACUGCUUCAGCAAAGCCAUUAAACAUCCCUCAUGAAUUAUCAGCAACAGUUUCAAAAGAGAAUGCCGAUGAUUUGAAGGAGAAAGCUUCUUGCAUUGUGGAGACCGAUAUUCAUUCAUUGACUCAUCCUCAAAAAACACAAUACAUACAACGUACAAGUGUACUUGGACAACUACCAUUAAGUACUCAAUCAAUGGUUUCACAUACAGUCCCAGAAAACCAAUCUCAUGUGCAAGGUAGUAUGAUGUGUAAUAAUCAGCUUCAAGGCUCCCAAGGUGUAGUGAUUCCGAGACAAUUAGCAUCAACAUGCAAUGCAAUUACCCAAUCUAAGGCUUCUUCUGUUAAUGCUGUUAUAGACAAAGAGUCUGAAAUGCAGGGUUCUUUUCCAUCAUCAACUAGAUCUUUUGGGCAAAGCAGUUAUCCAAGUGAUUUACUUACUCAAGAUGGACAAAACCAUAAGAUUAUGUCUUUAACUGGCAGCUUUUCUGGCUUGAGGAACAGUGAUCAGGGUUUACAUGAAUCUUGGUCAAACUCUGCAUCUCAAAUGCCCGGAGCAUCGGGGAGAGCUCAAUCUGCUGCAUUUUUAAAGUUGCUUAAUGCCUUCAAAACAAAUUAUGCAAAUCAUCAAAGAUUGCCAAUGGGGGUUGAAAAGGUAUUUCCAAGUGUCUUUGAGUCAUUUCGUCCACCGAGUGGUGGGUCAGAUCAAUCCUUUUUGACAAGGCCAGAUGGUCAGAUGAAAUUUGGUAUGGUAGGGAAGGCAGCAGCUUCAGCACACAACCAGACAUAUGUACCACAUAUAUUCAAUUCUCAGCAGCCUGCAUCAGCAGAAGAGCUUUCAAAACAAGAAAGUUUAUUUCAUCAGAUGGCAUCUGAAAGAGGUGAAUCAAGUGGCAUUUCUGCCCCCCAAAACUCAAUGAUGGGUUUGCCAGUUGCUGUGCCCACUUUGCCACUUCAAACUUCUCCACUAAAUUCUCAGUUGUCUAUGCUUCACUCUCAAGGGCAGGAUCCAAGAAAUUUUUUGGCAUCCAAGAUUCAACUAAAUACACCGUCAAUUGUUUCCUCACUUAAUUCAGGUCUUUAUCCAACAAAUCAAGAUCAUAUGAAGUCUAUAAAUGGGCAGGAUUCUCAAGCAAUCCAACAUUCUACUUGCCCGCCUAUCCAACAGCAAAGUGAUUCUUGCAGCGACGGUCCAGUGGACAGCCAAGCCUCCGAGCUUUCAGAUGCUCCUCGUCAUCAGUAUGUUUCUGCUAAUCAGAUUAUGUCAAGGACAGCCAUACAAAAUGAUUUUGAUAAGAAAGCUGUUAAAAGGUAUAAGAUCACAGAUGCUGGCAAUAAUGGUAUUGAUUCAAACAUGAGUGCAAACUCCAGUGAUCAAUUAACAAAUCCUCAUACAGGGUUGGAACAAUAUAAUGUUGCUUCUACAACUAGAGCAGUACAUGAACUUGGAGCUUUAUCAGUUGACACUAGAAUGGUUACUUCUUCCCAAGGAAAUAAAGAAAGAAGCGAAGCAGCCUUUAGUCAAGGGAUGACUGCAAUGAUACAAAGGCGAUUGCAAAAUCAAGGCUACAAUCACCUUAUGUAUCAAUCCUCACAGUCUUCUUCAGGAGCAGAUGAUAGAAAUCAUGUUAAUUCACAAUAUGCAAAUUCCAGAUCAUUGCAGUUUGGUACUGAUGCUAACCAGAAAUUCAUUGCAAUGCGAAUGGCUGAAAUGUAUAAAAGAUUGGGCGAACCUGGAAGGCAAGCAGCACUAAUUUCUAAACAGAUGAGUCAUGGGAGAAAUGCUGAGAACUUGUUUCCUGCUACAGGAUUAGCAACACCUGCCACCAGUUAUGGUAGUGACUCAGCUCUGAAAGAAUUUGAUUCUACAGGACCUGCACAAAACCCAGCAGAUAUAUCAUUGCCUCCCACUAAGGGGAAUGCCAUGCAUCAAUAUCAAUAUUAUUUAUCUGAAUCUAACAUUGAGCCUUCAGUUACAGUUUUACCUAAGAAACGCAAAAAAGUUGCAUCGCUGCUUAUUCCAUGGCAUGUAGAGAUUGUUCAAGCUGGAGGAGAGCUUCCCUCUACAAGAGAUGCUGAGAUGGCAUGGGCAGUUGCAACAAACCGUCUGACAGAAAAGGAAGAAGAUGAGAUUGACACCUAUGAAGAAGGGACAAAACCUGUAGCUCGAGUAAAAAGAAGAUUGAAGCUGACAACUCAGCUGAUGCAGCAACUCAUUCCACCUCUACCUACUGCAAUAAUUCGUGGAAAAGCAAGUAUUGAACAUGAGAAUGCAACUUACACUCUUGCUAAAACAGCAUUGGGUGAUGCAUGCAAGCUAGUUUCCACUUGGAGGACAGACCUGGGAAAGGAUGUAGAAAAUGAAAACUUGGCCUUAAGGCAGCUUCAGAAACAUACAAAGUUCAAAGGAAAGCCUUUGCAAAUAGCAGAAGGAUUUAUGGAUAGAGCAAAGAAUUUGGACGAUGACUUCAUGAGGUUGGAUGCCUCACUCUCGAUAACUGAGCUAAGAAAUGCAACACAAGAUUUGGAUAGAUUGGCAAUCACAAACAGACUGGUCAGACAUCAUGGAAGAAACCUUCCCAUAGAACCUGUUAAAACUAUUACAGAAGAGAGAGAUUCCUCUUCUGAUUCUUCUUUUUGUACUCGCAAACAGUAUCCUCAAAGAUAUGUCACAGCAGUCCCAAUGCCAAAAAAUCUUCCAGACGGGGUGCUAUGUUAUUCUCUUUAAUGCCAAAUGAUUUGCUAUUUGAUAUA
This is a messenger RNA of Cryptomeria japonica (Japanese cedar), 8475 nucleotides long. RefSeq lists its product as uncharacterized. The record is from RefSeq and is a predicted model, not a curated record. Lineage: Eukaryota; Viridiplantae; Streptophyta; Pinopsida; Cupressales; Cupressaceae. The coding region runs from base 833 to 8449 and encodes 2538 amino acids. The transcript has 11 exons.